AUGUCCUUCCUCGGAGGCGCCGAGUGCUCGACCGCCGGCAACCCGCUCAGCCAGUUCACAAAGCACGUACAGGAUGACAAGUCGCUGCAAAGAGAUCGCCUGGUCGGCCGGGGGCCGGGCAUGCAGGAGGGAAUGCGCAGUCAAGCCAUGCCUGGAGGCCAAGAGCAUAUGAUGGACGAAUUCAUGCGCGAGCAAUCCCACCUCCCCCAAGGCGCCGGCCCGGCCUCGCCAUUCGCCAUGGAGCAGAUGCGCCGAGAGCUGGAGCAAGCCUCGCGUGCCCAACACAAUGCCUCGCCCGCUUGGGCCGCCGAAUUCGACGCCGGCAGAGAAGCAAGUCCCGUCGGCCCCGCCUUCCAAAACGCGCGCCCGGGUUUCAGUGCUGCAGAGUUUGCCAAGUUCGAACAGAUGGGAACAAACGCACCAGGCAGAACAGCAAGUCCGGUUACAAGCGGCCCCGCGGGGAUGAUGGGCUACCAGCGUCCCAUGUACGGCAUGGGGAUGGGCAUGGGCAUGGGAAUGGGAAUGGGCAUGAUGGGAUCUCCUAUGAUGCACAAUCAACAGUUUCAGCAAGCUCCGCAAGAGUCCAAGGGCAAGGAGCGGAUGGUGGAGCUUGAUGACAAGGACUGGGAGGCCCAAUUCGCACAACUCGAGACGACAGGCCAGCAAGACAUGGAUGCUUUGGACAAGGAAGCGAAUGCAGCAAUGGAGGCGGAGUUGAAUGACAUAGACAGGUCAGUCCUUUCCGAGACUAACGAGUUUGGCGGUUUUGAAAGCAUUUGGCGGGGCAUACAAGCUGAGACCGCAAAUGCCAGAGCUCUCGCGGACGACGAUUUCACUCAAAAUAUGCACAUGGGCGAUUUGGAACAAUGGGAGGGCUUCGAUGGCCUGAACACACACUCCUCCCUGCGCGACCCGAGCAUGGGCGACUACAUGUUUGAGCAGACGAACCCUUUUAAGGACGUCACCGAUCCAUUUGCAGAAGGGCUCGCCAUCUUACAGAAUGGUGGCAACUUGUCUUUGGCCGCGCUCGCUUUCGAGGCGGCAGUGCAAAAGGAUCCUCAACAUGUCGAGGCGUGGACGAAACUGGGUGCAGCCCAGGCACAGAACGAGAAAGAAUCUCCGGCAAUUCGAGCCUUGGAGCAAGCCAUGAAACUUGAUCCUAAUAACCUCGAGGCUCUCAUGGGUCUCGCCGUCUCUUAUACGAACGAAGGGUACGACAGCACCGCCUACAGGACGCUGGAGAGAUGGCUUGCCACCAAAUACCCGCAGCUCAUCAAGCCUGAAGACGUCUCCACGGCCGCUGACGUAGGCUUCACGGACCGCCAUCUCCUGCACGAGAAGGUGACGGAUCUGUUCAUCAAGGCGGCGCAGCUUUCGCCGGCGGGAGAGCAGAUGGACCCGGACGUCCAAGUCGGGCUGGGGGUGCUCUUCUACGGCGCGGAGGAGUACGACAAGGCGGUCGACUGCUUCGGCUCAGCGCUGGCCAGCACGGAAACUGGCACCAGCAACCAGCAGGACCAGGUGCACCUGCUGUGGAACCGGCUGGGCGCGACGCUGGCAAACUCGGGGCGCAGCGAGGAGGCCAUCGACGCCUACGAGCGCGCGCUGGCACUGCGGCCCAACUUCGUGCGCGCGCGCUACAACCUCGGGGUCAGCUGCAUCAACAUCGGCUGCUACGAGGAGGCGGCGGAGCACCUGCUCGGCGCGCUUGCGAUGCACAAGGUGGUCGAGCAGGAGGGCCGCGAGAAGGCGCGCCAGGUCGUGGGCGACAACGUCGACGAGGCGGAGCUCGACCGGAUGAUCAGCCAGAACCAGAGCACGAACUUGUACGACACGCUCAGGCGAGUCUUCAGCCAGAUGAACAGGCGAGACCUGGGCGACAUGGUCGGCCCUGGCAUGGACAUUGAGAAGUUCAGGAAGGACUUUGAGUUCUGA
Diplodia corticola is the source of this 1935-nucleotide messenger RNA. Its product is annotated as peroxisomal targeting signal receptor. Lineage: Eukaryota; Fungi; Ascomycota; Dothideomycetes; Botryosphaeriales; Botryosphaeriaceae. Gene Ontology annotation, cellular component: peroxisomal membrane; cytosol. Gene Ontology annotation, molecular function: protein binding. Gene Ontology annotation, biological process: protein import into peroxisome matrix, docking. The coding region runs from base 1 to 1935 and encodes 644 amino acids. The transcript has 2 exons. The record is from RefSeq and is a predicted model, not a curated record.